This is a messenger RNA of Olea europaea var. sylvestris, 4449 nucleotides long. Its product is annotated as mediator of RNA polymerase II transcription subunit 15a-like. The record is from RefSeq and is a predicted model, not a curated record. The transcript is spliced from 11 exons. NCBI's taxonomy places the organism in Eukaryota, Viridiplantae, Streptophyta, Magnoliopsida, Lamiales, Oleaceae. Gene Ontology annotation, molecular function: transcription coactivator activity; chromatin DNA binding. Gene Ontology annotation, biological process: regulation of DNA-templated transcription. Bases 118 to 4233 code for a protein of 1371 amino acids.
UUCUUCAAGUAUUUUCUUUUUUUUUUUAUCUUUUGCUCUCAAAGGAAAAAGAAAAAUCAAAUCUUGUAACUUACGUAGUAAUUGAAAGCUUAGCAGUUUUUGAUUAGGUAAAAUCUUAUGGAUGGCAAUAAUUGGAGGGCGAACUCGGGUCAAGCGCAUGUCCCGGGUCAGGUUAUGGGCGGUGAAGCUCCGGUAGCUCCGGGUAUGGAUGCCGGUGAUUGGAGGACUCAGCUACCAGCUGAUUCCAGGCAGAGGAUUGUAAACAAGAUAAUGGAAACUUUGAAGAGGCAUCUUCCUGUCUCUGGACAUGAGGGACUGCAGGAACUCAAGAAAAUAGCCGUAAGAUUUGAGGAAAAAACUUAUGCUAGUGCUACAAGUCAGUCAGAUUACUUGAGAAAGAUAUCUUUGAAGAUGCUGACAAUGGAGACAAAAACACAGAAUCCUGUGCCCAUUUCUCUUCAGUCCAAUGUUCCAAGUAAUAGCAAAAAUCCUCAAGAUCCAGCUUCUCAAAGCAUGCAAGCCCAAAUACCAAGUCAGGGGCAGCCACUACCGAUUCCAAUGGCAAAUAAUCGAUCUCAAUCGCGACAACAGUUGUUAUCCCAAAAUAUCCAGAAUAAUAUUCCAUCAACUGGAGUGCCAAAUUCUGCUAGUUUGACAUCUGUACUUCCCACUGUUGGUGGCAUGUCUCAGGCUACCAUGCCUAAUGUUGUUGGCCAGAAUCCCAAAGUGCAGAACUUACAAAACAUAUCUAGUGUAACUCCAAAUGUAGUGGGAAAUUCCAUGGGGCAAGGAGUGCCAUCCAAUAUGUUUGCCAAUACCCAGAGAUCAAAUCAAGGAAGGCAACAAUCGGUUGUGCCCCAAGAACAACAACAACAGUCUCAGAAUUCACAACAAUAUCUUUACAGUCAGCAGUUCCAACAACACCUUAUGAAUCAAAAAUUCCAGCAGGGAAAUAUCUCACAAUCCCUUAUGCAGUCUCAAAUCCAGCAACAGCAGCAACAGAAUUUAUUGCAACCAACUCAGAUCCAAUCGUCUCAGCAAGCUGUUAUGCAACCUUCUUUGAGGCAGUCAGCCACUUCAUCUGGUCUUCUGCAAAAUCAGCAGUCAUCUAUUCAGCAAUCAACUCAAUCUAUGCUUCAGCAACAAUCACAAUCAGUCCUCAGGCAACAGCCGCAACCGUCUUCCCUCACUCAUCAGCAACAAACAUCAAUGCCACAGCACCCAAUAUUACCUACACAACAGCAACAGCAGCUUAGUGGGAAUCAGCCAAAUGCAACAAGCAUGCAACAGAACCAGCUAAUUGGGCAACAAAAUAACAUUCUUGAUGCACAGCAUCAGCAGCAACAGCAACAGCAACAGCAAAGGAUGAUGAGCCAGCAGAAUAAUCAUUCCAACCUGCAACAGCAGCAGACAAUUGGUCAACAAAACAUUUCUAACAUACAUCAACAGCAGUCAAUUGCUCAGCAGAAUAGCCUCCCAAACUUGCAUCAGCAGCAGUUAGGUCCUCAAACUAAUGUUUCUGGGUUCCAGCAGCAGCAAAUGGUUGGAAUUCAAUCUGGUAACUCUGGCUUGCAGAACAACCAGCAAUCUGUUCAUAUGUUACAGCCAUCUAAAGUUGCAGUACAGCAACAAAUGCAGCAGAAUGUGGGAAACUUGCUGCCUAACCAAGCUCAACAGUCACAGUCUCAGCCACCACAGCAGCAAAUGAUGUUACAGAUCCAAUCACAACCAGGCCAGCUGCAACAACAAUUGGGUUUGCAACAACAUACAAAUUCGUUACAAAGAGACAUGCACCAAAGGAUUCAAACAUCAGGUCCUUUGCUUCAACAACAUAGUGCUCUUGAUCAACAGAAGCAUCUGGCGCAUUCUCAAAGUGCAAUUCCAGAGGCACCAUUAUCAUCUUUAGAUUCUUCAUCACAGACAGGAAAUUCAAUUGGUGGGGAUUGGCAGGAGGAGAUUUUCCAAAAGAUCAGAUCCAUGAACGAUUUGUAUUUUCCUGAAUUAAAUGAAAUGUACCAGAAAAUGGCUGCUAGAUUACAACAGCAUGAUUCUGUUCCUCUACAGCCUAAGAACGAGCAACUUGAAAAACUCAAAUUUUUUAAGGCCAUGCUGGAACGCAUUAUUCAGUUUUUGCAGAUUCCAAAGAACGGAGUUCAACAGAUUCACAAGGAGAAGAUUGUUGGAGUUGAGAAGCAGAUUAACAAUAUUCUUAACUUGAAUAAGCCCAGGAAGUCUGUUUCUUCUGUGCAGCAGGGGCACCUUUCCCAGCCUCACUUGCAUGCUAUUCAACAAUCUCAGCAGCCACAAUCUCAAAUGCAUCCCCAUGAUAAUCAAAUGAAUUUGCAGACGCAACCUGUGAAUGUACAGGGUUCUAUGGCUGCUACGCAACAGAAUAACACAACCAACUUGCAGAAUAAUUCCUUAUCUUCCGUUUCUGGUGUUUCAAAUUCUCGCCAAAACAUAAUGGAUGGACUACAAUCUGGUUCAAAUAUGGAUCCAGGUCAGGGCAAACCAAACUCGCUUCAACAAGUAGCUAUGGGCUCUCUACAACAAAACCCUGUCAGUGGUCCGCAACAGGUGAACAUGAACUCGAUAUCAUCUCACAGUGGACUGACAUCAAUGCAGUCAAACCUUAAUCCUCUACAACCAAAUUCAAAUAUGCUUCCAACCCAGCAUGUAAAACAGGAGCAACAAAUGUUUCCAGCAACACAUCAGCAGAUGAAACAACAAAUUCAGCAUCGGCAGCAAUAUAAUAUGCAAAGACAGCAGUUCAUGCAACAGCAACAGCAGCAGCAGCAGCAAUCUGCCCAGUUGGCAGCAAAUCAAAUGUUACAGCUUCACCAGAUGAAUGAGACAAAUGAAAUGAAGAUGAGGCAGCAGAUGGGUCUCAAGUCAGGAGUUCUUCAGCAACAUCAUUCCUCUGGCCAGCGUUCAUCAUAUCACCAACCACUGAAGCCUGGAGCUCCGUUCUCUAUGUCCUCACCACAAGCCCUUCAGGCAGCAUCCCCUCAGGUUGGCCACCAUCUUUCCCCCCAAAUUGACCAGCAGAAUCUGCUGACAUCUCAUCCAAAGGCUGGAACCCCCUUGCAGUCUGCAAACUCCCCAAUCGUUGUUCCAUCUCCAUCAACUUCCAUGGCACAAUCAACCAUCCCAGGCGAGUCUGAUAAAAUUAACUCUGGUGUUGCAUCCCUGUCUAAUGCUGGAAAUAUUGGUCAUCAUCAAAUAGCUGGAGCAUCCAUCCCAGGGCAAUCCCUUGCUAUUGGCACUCCUGGGAUAUCCGCCUCACCUUUGCUUGCAGAAUUUACCAGUCCUGAUGGUUCUCAUGGAGCUGUGUCAACUAUUGUUCCUGGAAACUCAAAUGUUGUCGAACAACCACUUGAACGCUUAAUUAAAGUGGUGAAGUCUAUGUCACCUAAAGCAUUGAGUUCCUCAAUUAGUGACAUCAGCUCCGUAGUUAAUAUGAUUGAUAGAAUCGCUGGAUCUGCUCCAGGAAAUGGAUCAAGAGCUGCGGUUGGUGAAGAUUUGGCUGCCAUGACCAAGUGUCGUUUGCAGGCCAGAAAUUUUUUCUCUCAAGAUGGAUCUAGUGGUACAAAGAGAAUGAGACGUUAUACAAGUGCAGUGCCAUCAAAUGUUGUUUCAUCUACUGGAAGUGUCGAUAGUUUCAAUCAGUUAAAUGGUACUGAAUCUGAUGGAGAGUCCAAUGGUGCAUCUAAUAUUAAAAGGCCUAGGAUUGAGGCUAACUACGCACUUGAAGAAGAAUUACGGGAGAUAAAUGAACGAUUAAUAGACACAGUGGUAUAUAUUAGUGAUGAAGACGUGGAUCCAACUGCAGUAGCUGCUACUGCCAAAGGUGGUGAUGGAACCAUUGUGAAGUGCUCUUUCAGCGCCGUGGCUCUUAGUCCAAAUUUAAAAUCACAAUAUGCUUCGGCACAAAUGUCCCCAAUUCAACCUUUAAGAGUACUUGUUCCCAACAAUUAUCCAAAUUGCUCGCCAAUACUUUUGGACAAGUUUCCAGUUGAAGUCAGCAAAGAGUAUGAAGAUAUCUCCAUAAAGGCGAAAUCAAGGUUUAACAUCUCUCUCCGAAGCCUCUCACAACCCAUGUCACUUAAGGAGAUAGCAAGGACUUGGGAUAUUUGUGCUCGUGCUGUUAUUUCUGAGUAUGCACAGCAAAGUGGUGGAGGAAGUUUUAGCUCGAAAUAUGGGACUUGGGAGAACUGCUUGACUACAGCAUGAUGAUGCUUCUUAUUUGUUCGUCUCCAAUUAAAACUUUAUGGAUAUUGAAGAAGAUAUUCUUCUAUAUUUAUAUUUAACCUCACUCCUGGAACACUGGACUUGUAAAUAUAGGUUUUGUAACUCUCCUGUAAGUCGUAUGAAUGUGCAAAGACUCAAAUGUGCAGUACAUUUAUAAAUGUUUAUUUUUCUGAUUUGGUUUUUAACUGUUCUGGUGAA